ACCAACAACAGCCAACUAGGAGUAUUCAGCUCACAAGAAACUUAAAAUUAAAGAAGCAUGAUCCACAUUCCAAUUCAUUUCUUGUUCAAACAAUUAUAAACUAAUUAACCCCAAAACUCACACUAAAUUUGCCUUAACCAAAUUAUCUACACCCUUAAAAAUCACACUAAAAUCACAGUAGUUCAAGAAAACAACCCAAAAUCAAAGCAAAUGCCACUUUUCUCACACCGCCAUUCUUCUUCUUCUUCGUCUUCUCCAUCACUCCCAACCUCAAAUUCCAAAACCUAUAAACCCCCAAAACCCAAUUUUACCAAUUUCUCCUCUUCUCGCUACCCUUUGCCUUUCAUUGUUUUUUCACUUAUUUGUCUUCUCAUAGGCAUUUCCGGCUCUAUUUUCGCCAUCUCCGCAAUCCGCCGGACCCGUACUGUACCCGUUUACCGUUGCGGCAGAUCCGAAGAUACUUUCCGGGCAUUCUACUCAAAUUCGGGUUCUCAUCGUGAUAAUAGUAAUAAUGGGGCAGUAAUUGAUCGGCCUAAGCUUCUCGGGUUUGUCGGAAUUCAAACUGGUUUUGAUUCCGGUGAUCGGAGAGCUUCUCUUAGAAGCACUUGGUUCCCUUCUGACCCGGAUGGACUUUUGAGAUUGGAGCAAGCCACUGGCUUAGCAUUUAGGUUUGUGAUAGGUAGAUCAAAAGAUGCAAAAAAGAUGGCAGAACUUGAGAAAGAGAUUGAGAAAUACAGAGAUUUCAUGUUGAUAGAUGUUGAGGAAGAAUAUCUGAGGCUUCCAUACAAGACAUUGGCAUAUUUCAAGGCAGCUUAUAAGCUUUUUGAAGCAGACUACUAUGUCAAAGCUGACGACGACAUCUAUUUGCGUCCAGAUCGACUUUCAACUCUUCUUGCAAAAGAAAGAGCUCAUUCAUUUACUUAUAUUGGAUGCAUGAAGAAAGGACCGGUUAUUACCGAUACUAAGUUGAAGUGGUUUGAGAAAUCUGGGCAUCUGAUUGGAAGCGAGUACUUUUUGCAUGCUUAUGGCCCUAUAUAUGUUCUUUCUGCGGAUGUUGUGGCUUCAUUAGCAGCUUCUAGAAAUAACAGUUUGAGGAUGUUCAACAAUGAAGAUGUCACUAUUGGGUCAUGGAUGCUAGCUAUGAAUGUGCACCAUGAAGAUAACCGCGCAAUAUGUGAUCCUCGAUGUACACCGACAUCUAUAGCAGUUUGGGAUAUUCCUAAAUGUUCAGGUUUAUGCAAUUCAGCUAUCCGAAUGAAGGAGCUUCACCAGAUUGAUAUGUGCUCGAAAAGCCCCACAUUGCCGGCUGAUGAUAGAUAGUUUUCAUUUUGAUUUCAACUUCCAUUUUCCAUUACAUUGACACGGAAAAACAGUUACACGUUUCCCGAUCCUCUGUUUGAGCACACAUCAUCUACACUCCCGAAGCUGAUCUGGGAACAACUUCCGCAUUCUACCAUUCGAUUGUAGAUUAAAAAUUGUAACAUCCUAUAUUAAACGUUAGCAGUCGUGUAUAUUUUGAUUUUCAUUCAAGAUCAAUAUCAUUAUAUCAGCAUGAUUCAUA
Mercurialis annua (annual mercury) is the source of this 1561-nucleotide messenger RNA. Its product is annotated as probable beta-1,3-galactosyltransferase 12. The coding region runs from base 211 to 1320 and encodes 369 amino acids. NCBI's taxonomy places the organism in Eukaryota, Viridiplantae, Streptophyta, Magnoliopsida, Malpighiales, Euphorbiaceae. The transcript has 7 exons. The record is from RefSeq and is a predicted model, not a curated record. Gene Ontology annotation, molecular function: hexosyltransferase activity. Gene Ontology annotation, cellular component: Golgi membrane.